AUGACUGUCGACAAUUCUACCUCUCCAUCAGAAACAUCGCAACCGAGGGCAACAGAGUACUGGUCUCGCCACCUGCGUUCCGUGCUCGCACCACUAUUUGAGGCCGCGAAGACAUAUUCAGCGGCCGAUCAACAGGCCCAUCUUAAGUUCAUCGAUGAGCAUGUUGCACCCAAUCUCGGCCCCCUGCCAGGAGAACCGCACGGUCCAUAUACCACUCCCUCCUCGCUCGUGGGCUCGCCUUUCGAUCCUAGCAUCAACCUCGUUUCGUCCGGACAAGCUAAAGUGCGAUUCGAUUUUGAUGUCGUCAGCCCAGCAGAGCGAACAGGGCCUGAUCCCUUCGCAGAGAAACAGUCGCGCGAGCUACUGCACCGUCUAGCAGGAGUUGUCGGGGCAGAUACCCAGUGGAUGAACGGCCUCAUGGACGCACUGUACCUCACCCCGGAGGAGAAUGAGACUGCCUUGGCAAAAAUGCCACCCGGAAUUGCCAUACCUCCCAGCUCUGUUGGUUUCGAUUUCGACGGCCCGAAAAAAACGUUGAAGUUUUAUAUCCCCGGGGUGCGGAAGGGCAUUGCUACGGGGCGUCCAUUUGGGGAUAUCAUCCUGGAGACCCUCAGGUCUCUGAAGCCAUUGGGAUCUGAGCUCACCCCAGCGUUGGAUUUGAUUGCAUCAUAUAUAUCUACCUGUAAACACGACGCCAUGCUUCCUUUGGUAGGAAUCGACUGUGUCGACCCAACAAAACACAAAGACGCACGCGUCAAAUGCUACAUCCACACAAGCGGGAACUCGUUCGCCGUUGUCCGCGACGUCUUAACCCUUGGUGGCCGUCUCACUGACGAGACGUCCCUCAAGAGGGUUGAAAUCUUGAAGACAAUCUGGCCACUGUUAAUCAACGAACCCGACGGCCUCAACACAACUGAUGAAUCCUGGUCGAAGCCGGAGCGUAUUAACCGUACAGGAUACUCUGGCAUUCAGUACACCGUUGAGGUCACGCCUGGAAAGGCAGUCCCCGAUACCAAGAUAUAUGUUCCGCUCUUCCAGUAUACCGACAGUUCCGAGGUUGCUGAGCGAAAUUUCGAAAGUGUUCUCAAGAAAUUGGAUAAUGAGUGGGGGCAUAGUGGUAGGUACAGGAAGACGAUGCAGUCCAUCUUUAAGGACGUGGACAACUAUGGGCAAACGUAUGCUUCUUUCUCGUAUUCGGAGAAGAAGGGUGUGUAUACGACAUCUUAUGUUGCGAUGCCUAUCAAGGACGAGGGCCACGGGCUGGCUGGGGACUUUGGACUUCGCGAGAAUUAG
Messenger RNA from Aspergillus puulaauensis, 1293 nucleotides. RefSeq lists its product as uncharacterized. Lineage: Eukaryota; Fungi; Ascomycota; Eurotiomycetes; Eurotiales; Aspergillaceae. The transcript is spliced from 3 exons. The record is from RefSeq and is a predicted model, not a curated record. Gene Ontology annotation, biological process: alkaloid metabolic process. Gene Ontology annotation, molecular function: transferase activity, transferring alkyl or aryl (other than methyl) groups. Bases 1 to 1293 code for a protein of 430 amino acids.